GGGCCCGUGCUCGUCUCCGUGGCAACGGCGAGAAGUCGGCGGCGCGGUGGCAGCGUCCACCCGCCAGUCACCUGACCCGAGCCCGCGGAUCACGUGAUACGGUCUCCAUCGUCGCCAUCUUGAAGCGGUGGCCGGAGGUAUUAUGGAAGAAGGAAGCAGUGUUGCGGUAUUGAUGCCAAAUAUUGGGGAGCAGGAAGCUGUGCUGAUUUCUGAAACAGUCAUUGGCCCAACACUGCAGAACAGUGAAGAUCAGAGAAAAUGUAAAACUGAUCCACUAAUCCAUGUUAUCCAGAAACUCAGCAAAAUAGUUGAAAACGAGAAGUCACAAAGAUGCCUUUUAAUAGGGAAAAAACGUUCCCAUAGUAAUGGUUCUGCACAGUCCUUUGACUCAGACGAUCUUUGUGAAAUCCCAGCUAAAGCAAUUGAGCUAUCUGUUAUUGCUACGAAAAAGACUGAAGAGUUGCAAGCAGAUUAUUUUGUGACUGAAUGUCUUCCACCAAGCAAAAAGAAGGUGACAUGCUACCAGUGUAGUCUGUGUAAGUUUCUGUCACCUUCUCUUUUAACACUACAAGAACAUAUAAAACAACAUGGGCAGAAAAAUGAAGUUAUAUUAAUGUGCUCAGAGUGUCAUUUUGCUUCUAAAAGGCAAGAAGAACUUGAAUCCCACUUCCAAAAUUGCCAUGAGAAUGAUGGCAAAAAUAGCAUCCAGACAGAAGUGCAGCAAUGUGUAAAUGUCGCAAGUUCAUUUUUGCAAGGGCCAGUGGAAGGAAGUGUCAAAUCAGGAACUGAUCAGCCAGGAAAUCUGGAAUGUAAAGAUAUAACUCAGUCUAGUCCUAUGCCUGAGAUGGGUAGGAGGAAAUGGUAUACUUACGAGCAGUAUGGCAUGUACCGGUGUUUAAUUUGUCGGUACACCUGUGGUCAGCAAAGGAUGCUGAAAACACAUGCCUGGAAGCAUGCGGGUGAGGUUGAUUGCUCCUAUCCUAUCUUUGAGGAAGAAAAUGAAACUACCAACUUGUCAGAGACAGUUGUAACUCAAACACCUCAUAGCGUGGAUACAGUUGUUCUUUCUUUGGAAAACAAUGAACUUGAUAUCCAUAGUGAGCCUUCUCUUCAGCUUCAGAUUUGCAAUUCUGAGCAACUGUCAUGCAAAUUGCCAGCAGGAACAAAUGUCAAAGAGGAAGAGAUGUUAAAUCAGUCUGUAGUGCAUUCUCCUACUACGGAGGUUCUAGAGGAGACUGUAUCCGAUACAGAACAGGAUAAUAUGAUAGCCGAUAGCCUGCUUUCAUCAGCACAGAAAAUCAUUAAUUGUAGUCCGAAUAAAAAGGGUCACGUUAAUGUAAUAGUAGAGCGUUUGCCAGGUGCUGAAGAAAGUGUCUUACAAAAGCCUUUCUUGAUGAACACUGACAUUGAAACAGAAAAAAACCUAAUCUUGGAGGAGUCCCGUGUUACCUGUGAAGAACCUGAUGAAGUUUAUUGUUCAGAUGAAAUGCAGGAAGUAAUAAUAGGAUGGAAUAAUGCCGAGAAGAAAGAUAAUGAGUUAAGCCCUAAUAAAAAUGUAACGACUGAUGAAAAUGCACCUCCUGUUCGAAGAAGGACAAAUUCAGAGUCUUUACGGCUACACUCAUUAGCUGCAGAAGCUCUUGUUACGAUGCCCAUCAGGGCUGCAGAACUAACAGGGUCUGGCUUCAGGACUCUGCCUGGCGAAGAUGCUGUGGGUGCAGGUGCAGGGCAGGGAGAAGCUGAUGGCCCAUGCGUGGCUCAUUCUAAAGCCAUAUCCUCACUUAAGAAUCCUUCAGAGGAGUUUAGUGGCUUAAACCAAAGUGAAUGUGCAAUAGUAGAGAUACAGAAGGAAAGGCCAGAGUUAUCAGAAGCACCAAUUAAAAUGGGCAUCAGUAUGUCACUGCUCACUGUCAUUGAAAAACUGAAGGAGAGGACAGAUCAGAAUGCUUCUGAUGAUGACAUCUUGAAAGAAUUACAAGACAACGCACAAUGCCAAAAUGCAAAUGAUGCAAAUAUUCCUGGAAGUAACCUAGUAGAAUAUAUACCUAAUGUAGAUCGACCCUACCGCUGCCGCCUCUGCCAUUACAGCAGCGGUAAUAAGGGGUACAUAAAACAACACCUGAGAGUCCAUCGGCAGCGGCAGCCGUACCAGUGUCCUAUCUGUGAACACAUCGCUGACAACAGCAAGGAUCUAGAGAGCCACAUGAUCAACCACUGCAAAACAAGAAUGUAUCAGUGCAAACAAUGUGAAGAAUCCUUUCAUUAUAAGAGCCAACUGCGAAAUCAUGAAAGAGAACAACACAGCCUUCCAGAUAUCUUUUCGACAGCUACAUCUAACAAACUAAUAGUUUCCAAUGAAGCAGAUGAAAGAGAAGGAAAUAAGACUUCAGUUCAGAAACUGUAUAGAUGUGAUGUAUGUGACUAUACCAGCACAACUUACGUUGGUGUACGAAAUCACAGACGAAUUCAUAACUCCGAUAAGCCAUAUAGAUGUCGAGUAUGCGACUUCGCCACCACAAAUAUGAAUAGCUUGAAAUGCCAUAUGAGGCGCCACCCCCAGGAGCAUCAGGCAGUGCAGCUAAUGGAACAGUACAAAUGUUCUCUCUGUGGAUAUGUGUGUAGCCAUCCUCCAUCCCUCAAGUCCCACAUGUGGAAACAUGCAAGUGACCAAAACUAUAACUAUGAACAAGUGAACAAGGCUAUUAAUGAUGCAAUUUCACAAAGCAGCAGGUUUCAAGGACAGCUUCCUGACAAAACCGUAUUAGAAAAAACAGAUGAAAGUACAGUACUAGGAAGUUCAGACAACUUGGUGUCUUUUACAGAGUCUAUUAACCAGACUACGAAUGAAACUUCAGGUUCUGAUGAAAAUGAAAAACCUAACUUGAUGAAUACCUCAUGCAGUUUAGAUAAGACCUCCGCUCUACCCCAUCUCGGCACAGAAUACUGUGUUCUUCUCUUCUGCUGCUGCAUUUGUGGUUUUGAGUCUACCAACAAAGAAAACCUGCUGGAUCAUAUGAAAGAACAUGAGGGUGAAAUCAUAAACAUCAUCCUAAAUAAGGACCACAGCACAACUCAGAGCAUAAACUAGGUGAAGCAGUAGGUUAAGGAGAGGGUUUCCUAGAGUAAAUAUUUUCUUUCUUUGCUGUUUUUUGCCUGAGAAACUUGCUAAAGAGAAGAAUUGCAAGCAAAACUUGAUUUCCCAUCCUGAGUCCUUCUUUCAGUAGGAGUACGAUAUUUUAACCAGGGACUGAUGAAUCAUUUAAGAGAUAAAUAUAAGAAAUGAGGAAUAGAACGAUCCCUUUUUACCUGUUAUUUCUCUAUAUGGUGCCAAGAACAUAGGAUUGUUGGGUUGUCUUUUCUGUUGUCAGGUACUAGUCAGUAACAAUGCAUUAGCACAGUACGUUAAAACCCAAAGGUAUGAGAGCUUUGUAUCAAUUGAAAAGCUUUUUGCUUCCUCCCUCUGUUAUUUUCCAAGUAUUUCAGCAAAGAACUUUUCACCCUCCUUUUUGAAACCGGCAACAGACCAGAUACAGAUUUUACAGUGUGAUCUGAUAAAAUCUGCUGCUGGGAUUCUGGAAAGCAGGGAGAGGGGUGUGGGUGAGGGCACGGGUGUGCUUGCAUGCACACACAGGCAUUUCGGUUUUCCCAAUCUGUUUUUAAGGCCUUACAAACUCCAAGUCGUCCUUCAACAGAGACUGCUAUCCUUUCUAGCGAUUUAGAGCAGCGGGAGCUGAGGCGCCUAGAAACAUUUUGCUAAUAACUAUUUGUCUGAUUGGGUACUAACUAAAAAUUUGCUAUCUUUCAAAUUGAUAACGUAUAAAAAAUCCUUUAUAAUAAUGACCUGCUGUUUCUUAAUGGUUUGCUUGAUGCAUUCAGCAGAACUAUUUAAAAAAAAAGCUUGUCUUAUGUCACUUUAAAUUUGUGGUGAUUACUUUGCAGUACGUAUAAGCAAUGUUUUUAAUAAGAACAAGAUAUUAACAAUAAUUGCCACAAAGAGAUGUAGAUUAAAUCCAUGUAGAUUCCUAAAGAUGUAGGUGAGCACAAAGUAGGAUUUUGAGAAAUGCUUUGGAGCUCUUGGAAAUCCCACUGGCUGUCUAAAUUUCCCAUUUGUCUGUCAGAGCUGUAACUGUAGAAAUAAUUCAGUGAGAGAUAGAGGAACCUUCCUGUAGAAAAUCAUAUUAAAAAAAAAAAAAAGCAAAGAAUAUUUUAAGCAAAAACUGUAUCCAGUCACUUGUAGAAUAAAUUUUACUAGUGCAUAUAAUAUGGAUUCAUAAAGGGAAUUAGGGAUUACUUUGUUUUUCGAAGAAACACAUAGAAAUCUCUCCCUUUUAAAGCCUUUAGCUGCUAAAACUACAGUGUUUUGGGGUUUUGUUGGUUGGUUGGUUGAUUGAUUUUUUAAGUUACAGCGGUUUGGAGUAGAAGAUUUUCAUUUAUGUAUGUUUGGGAUAUGAUUGUAUUGGCUAAUUGCCUGGCAGCUUUGUUUAGGUUAUUUAUAAAGUGGGCUACUUAAAUUGUUUCAAAUACAUCAAUCAAGUGAAGUCGUUGCACGUCCAAAGCAGCCCCUGAGCAGCCAGAUUUCAACUUUCUAGUUUGGCCAUGUAUUUUUGCCUUUAAUGAAGCAUGCCUGGUUCCUGGCAUGGGGAUGCAGUUACCUGAUUUUUAGUAGCUCAUUACUUAAAAAACAACUUACUUAUAGGAAAAUAGUAUUUUGUGGUUACUUCCUGUUUAUACAUUUCUGCUCACAGAAAUAAGCUACAACUGUAAAUCUAAGAAGGUGGCAUAUGUAGUGUACAGUCUGUCGCACUAUCAUUGACCAGGAAAAGACAACAAGGCUUGGUACAAAUUUGUGAAACAACAUAAAACCUGAAGGCCCUGGUAAAGGCACUAAGAUUACAAGUAUAUUUGAUGAUAUUUUUUCAAGUAAUAUCCUCAAUUUGACUUGUUUUUUGGGGUUAAAUAUCUAUUAUUUUGAUUAUAAAUGAGAGAGCAGAAAGUACGCAUUUUGCUAUAAAAAUUGGUCAGGAUAGAAUGUCAAAGCAUUUUUGUUUCAGAUAUUUGAGGUGUUUUAAAUACAUAAGUAGACAUUCUUUUCAGUUAUUUUUCGUAUCCCUACAGAUGGAUUUUUCAUUUGAAAACAUGGUUUAUUUACAUGAUCUCCAAUUCAGUUAGAGAUAGUAAACUGGGAUAUUCACACUGUCUUAUUUUACCUUCAAUAUAGAAUUGAUGAGAAAAUAGUACAUUAUCUUGAAUAUAUCUAAAGUUUCUGCUUCAGAGAUCCCAUUUGUUGAAAAAAUUAAAGGUAAAAAGAUAUCUGUAGUAAUGUUAAACUACCCAUCAGUAUUCACAGAAACAGUAUUUUGCCACAUCGUUAUUUUUGUGUAAAAGGAUAAUUAUUUUGAAGUUGCUCAGCUAGUGAAAGAUAAAAAGGUAAGAAACUUGCAUUGAUAAGCUAAGGAGGAGAUGACAGUGAACCAAGACAUUAAAAGGAAGUAAUCUUGAAUCAAAAUUGACAGUUUGGGUGUAUGCGCAAGCCUCACUUGCAGCAUUAAGUACAAUGCACCAGGACCCGUUGUAAUGGGAUUCCUAAGCAGGACGUGUCUAUUCAAAGUUGUUCUUUGCCAUCCUGUUGCUUCUUUAUUUUUGAUCGUGUGCUCCUAUAAAAUAGUAGAAAGCCAGUUGCCUCUAACAAACCGUGAUCAGUCCUAACAAAUGCCAACAAAUAAUUCUUUCCCAUAUGCACAGCGAUUUUUGUUAACUGUCUCCAUGGUGCUUACCGGGAGUUACCCACUCACGAUUCCCAUGGACUUCAUCAGAAGUUCUGCAUGUGAAGUAAUUACAGGCUUAAUUUUUCUGAAAGCGAAAUUAUUCCUCAGGUUAUUUGUUUUAGAAAGUGUAUGGUUGGCUUGGUUGCAUGUUAUGUACGGGGGGUUUUAAGCACAUUUCAAAGUCACCAAUACUGCGGUCUUCCCCUUUCUUUAAGCUUUAAAAUAUUUUCAGAUCUUACAUCACAGAACUGUCAGAUGAUCGGCUGCUCCCUUCCUGUUUGUUUGAAUUGUAUUUUAUUCUGUGAUAUGAACUGUAACUUGCAGCUUUGUUUUAAAUGCCUAUACUUCUGCUAAAGAGAAAAAUCCUUCAUACUAGACUAUACUGAUAAAUAGGCGCAUAUUUCAUCUUUGCAAUUUAUGCUUGGCCUGGAAAAAUAGAGUGGGAUUCAGUCAGUUAUUGUAUUUUCCUCUUUCAGAAGCACUUAUUUAAUCAUUUUUUUAAAUGUACAGUUGGUGCUCAAAGUAACAUUUGUUAAGAUAUAUUUAAUAGAAGUUUACAUUUGCAUUUGAUAUUCAUGGACAUGGGUACAUGUAUUUUUUUAAGAAAAGGUAUUGUAACACUAUGGCACUGCUUUUAUAGCCAAAGUAUAAAAAAAUUUAGAAGACUGACAUGUAAAGACUGCAGUUAAUUCUGAUACUGUAUCUUAUUAAAUAGGAUGACUUUUGUUUUAUAAAAUUAUCCAGCACAUUAAGCUGCAUGCCUUAAGCUCUCUCUAGGAUUGUGUUCCUGAUAGACGACUGUUUGGAACUAUGAAGCAAAGUCUGUAGUACUACUUUAACUACCUUCUGAAAUACUGUACAACGUUAGAAUAAUUUAUUUUGCUUUACAGGAGUUUGUCACGUAUUGACUUUAAUAUUGUAUUUUGGUAAUAAACUUUUUUUGUUAAA
This is a messenger RNA of Columba livia (rock pigeon), 6713 nucleotides long. It is a transcript of the gene ZNF507, whose product is annotated as zinc finger protein 507. Bases 143 to 3088 code for a protein of 981 amino acids. Gene Ontology annotation, biological process: positive regulation of transcription by RNA polymerase II. Gene Ontology annotation, cellular component: nucleus. The transcript is spliced from 7 exons. NCBI's taxonomy places the organism in Eukaryota, Metazoa, Chordata, Aves, Columbiformes, Columbidae. The record is from RefSeq and is a predicted model, not a curated record.